UCUGAUUGGUUCCUUCCCGCCUGGUUCUUUAUGAAUUGAACAUCCUUUUCUGGAUUCGAUUGGCCGAGCUCUAAUAAUCACAACAAAUACACACUCUCUCUCUUUCACGCCGGCAACAACCAUACCUUUCAUUGAGACGUGCAAACGUCAUGCGCACUCUCCUCCUGUUUGUUUCUUUAUCUCUCACACACACAUGGACACACUGACUUAUUUUGUCAACAGCUCACGUAGCAAGGUGCACACACACACACACACACACAUUCUCUCUUGUAUGCCGUCACUCUGCCUUGCUCUCUCCACACACACGCCGGGUCACAGGCAGCAGGAAUGAUGCUGUGAAGCUUUCUUCAUUCACACACGCACACACACCUUUGCUUGUCGCUCUUUUGUGCACUGACUCACGGGACAAACACACACGCACGCUGUCACCCGUUCUCGCUCAGUCAGUCGGUCAGCUUGCAUUGUUGGAAUGAGCUGGUGAUGUUUUGGGACAGGAAGAAUAACAUGGGCAAUUCCCAGAGACGACCCAAAGGAAGGCACAGACCGAAAUCGGCAACAGGCACCAGUGGUCUCGAGGCAGAGAGCGGCAGGCGUGGAGGCAGCGGCAGCAUCUUCGGCGACGGCAACCACAGCAGCAGUGGCGCUGGCGGAGGAGGUAGCGGUGCGGCUCACUUCAGGUCUCCAUGGCAACAGAGCGUGAACGUGUUCGGAUCCUGGAGCAGGCCUGACUGUGUCGAGGAGCUGCACCAACAAGCGCAGCUCAACCUCCAGAGCCUGCUGCAAGACUUUGAGGAGCAGCUGUAUGACAGCAAACUGACUGGUCAGACCUUCCGCUGUCCGUCCUCGCUCAGCUCUGACGAGACGUCCACCACGCUCAGCCGAUCCCCCAUCUCCCUCAACAACAAGAGGCCUGACUUCAUCUUCCUGCCGGCCUCCAAACAGCUCUAUGAAGAUGAGACCACCUCCUCUGUGUUUGGACUGAGGUCUGUGACCAACCCAUCUCCUUCCCCUUCCCCAUCCCCCUGUGAGUCUGAGCGCCCCCUAUUGGGCUGGAGUAGUAUCAGCAGCAACAGCACAGCCACCACUGCUGCCGCUGGACCACCGGUAGCAGAGAAACCCCGGUGGCACCAGGGAAGACGCACUCCAGCAAACAGCAACCCACCUGACAUCACAAGUGAAGGGGGAGGAGGGAAGUUUCACGGUGUUGACCUCCUGCAGCACUCUGCAUCCCCAUCCCCCUCUCCAGGGGAUCCCUGCCUCCACCAACCCCACUCGCUGGAGCCUGUCACGGACACCCACCACCAGAUCCUCCCCCUGAGGAAGAUUCACUCUGACCACGACGCAACCUCACCUGCAGAUUUGGAGCAACGCCCACCAAACCAGUUUCACCCACGAGCCAUGGACCAUUCUGCCCUGCUGUGCUCAAACACACCUUCAUCCUCCUGGAACGGACCCAAAGGCUCUACCUUUUCUCCUGCAGCUUGGAAUGAACCCUACAAUUACAGCAUGAACAAAGGUCCUGCCGUUCCACCAAAGCAGCGCAGCAUUAUAGGGGGUGGAGGGUCUGAAGGUGUGAUGCUGGUGAACUCUGGACAGUCGGCAAGCUCAAACUCUUCUUCUUUCACAUCAGUGUCAGACUUUUCUGGCAAAAGAGGGGGCAACAUGCCAGAGAUUUUGUUGGCAACCAACAUGAUCGGGAAGAGAAGUGAAACAGAAGGGGCGCCAGCGGAUGGAGUGAAAGGAGUUGAAAGAAGAGUUGGGGAGGCUGGCAGGGGUAGAGAGAGGUCAGCACGUUCAAUAGCGGCGGCCAACGCAUUCAAGUUCCGCGAACGUUCCCUAUCCACCCCAACAGAUUCUGGUUCCUUCUGUUUUCAAGAGGGUGACUUCGGUCAGCCAGAGGGAAGCGUUUCUCCUGGGAAUGGGAACAUAAUAGCAAACCACAGACAGCAUCAUAACUUCCUGGGAUUGGGUGACAAUUACGCCUUGGUGUAUCCAAGAGGGAGCUCUGAGGACAGUACCAGUACUGCAGACACAAUCUCUAUCACAGCCUCGGACUAUGGUACUGAAGGACGCCUGCGUUUACGUUCUCGGUCUAUUUCACUGAAAAAGUCCAAGCGUAAGCCGCCACCACCCGUGAGGAGCGUUUCUUUAAUGAAAAAUUUGGGAGAAGCUGAGGGAAGGAUCCACCAUGAGGGAGGACUGUACCGGGAUGGUCGGCCGAAAAGCCUUCACAUUCCAAGGGACCACUUUCCAGAUUUCCAGCCAGAUUUCCUCUUACCCAGCUCAUCCAAAACUGCAGCUUGUGAAGGUGAGAUGAGUCACAGAGCCAGUGACGGACCACCAAGCCUGGAAGUUCAGGCCCCGGACAGGGAUGGAGAGACGGAGCUGAACUUUUCCAAUCACUGGCAGCUUGGAGAGUGGAAGAACAAUGACCCCUACAGGUCUUUAUCCGGCUCCAGCACAGCGACCGGGACCACCGUGAUUGAGUGCAUGAAAGUCAGGGGAAGCUCAGAGUCGUUGCUUGACUCACCCGCCACCUCCAGAGCCACGUCACCCUCACAGCUUCUAAUUGAAUCUGAAACCAAGGCGUCCUCUCCUUUCAAACCUCCUGGACUUAUGUCUCCCUCAAGUGGUUAUUCCAGCCAGUCAGAAACUCCCACUCCGACGGUACCUCUCAGUCAAGCUGCAGGCCCAGGAACCGCAGGAACAGUAGGAUCAGGGUGUAAAAUGCGCCCCAAAAUUCCAGAAAGGAAAUCUUCCUUACCCUCACCCAAAGACCCCGCAGCCAGAUCUCGAUUAUCUUUUGAAAUGCCCGGGAAUGCUCAUUUAGAGCUUUCAUCCAUCAAACCAAAGCAGAAAGCCAGUAGAAGACAUUCCGACACCUCGACAGCGGCUAAACCUGGAAAAGUCAGUCCGAGCUCAUCCCAAGCUUUACCUGUGGUCACCCAAAAUGAGUUGAAGACUAUCCGACUUCGGUCUGUCUCACGGGGAGACUUAGAUGACUGCCCUGACGGAGCAUCUGAUACUAUCGAAGAAGAACAGCACGGACGAGACAUUCAAGAUCCCAGCCCGCCACCAACUUUCCCAAAACCCAAACCACCUGUUGCAAUGAAACCCCCUUUGCCGAAGAGGCCAAUUAACCUGUACCUCAAGUCUACACCUCCAACGUCCACCUCUCCCCUCGCCAUGGACUCACCUCCUGGGUCCCCUAUAGAGCGCCCGGUGCCACUGGGCAACAUUUAUAAAGUCAUGAAAAAACCCAAGCCCAAAAAACCUCCUCCUCAAUCGAUCAGUCCAUCGGCAUCAACAGAUUCAAUAAGCACUUUGCCAUCAGCCUAUGAUCAUCCCUUCCUUACUCAGUCUCACUUUGAGCUCCCUCCUUUACCUGACCCCCAGCCUCUUUUAGAAGACCCAGUGUUGGAGCCUGAAUUAGACGAAGAGUUUAAACUCGGCCCGGAGGAUGGGGGCUCACUUCCAUCUCCCUGCAGUAGCCAGGAAACCUCGGACCUACUGGACAAGAGCAAGACCCUGCCUUCCAGAAUGACAAUCUCCUGCCUGGCAGAACUGUCAGAUAAGAAGAAACCCAAGGUUCCACCCCCGGUUCCCAAGAAGCCAAAUGUCUCGAUCCUCUCUUCGUCUGUGCAUCCCCCCUCAAAUGGUAAUCCAGAGCGCCAGGCCGUACCAACUGACAGCCCUGUUGGGCCGCCCUCCCCUACUUGCGAAUUCCCGCCAGAAGACAUCCCUGCUCCCUGUGUUCCUGAAGUGCAAGAACAAGAUGAUAAUCUUUUUGAUGCAGACAGUUCAAAGCAGUCGAUGAUGAAGUCACAGAGGUCAUCCUUCGUGGACUUGGAAGAGAAGAUGGCCAGUGUUACUGCAGCAGCAGACGACUCAACAACCAAUGAACCCACAGUGCUGCAUAUUGCAGAGGAAACUGACGAUGACUUACUCAACAAUACCCCGACAACGCACACUACAGAAGACCUGUUCACUAUCAUCCACAGGUCCAAACGAAAGGUUCUGGGUCGCAAAGAGCCAACCGAUUCCUUCGGCAGCCGGCAGAGUCUGGUGUCCCCAGUAAAGCACAGUGCAGGCAGCAGCAGUGACUACAGAAAUCUCACCUUGGGCAGCAGCCAGAGAUCAAGCUCCCGCAAUGAGAACUUCAUGGCUCUGCUGCAGAAGAAAGGCAAGUCUUCGGGCGGUGGCACAAGGGUCUCUGCCAUGGAGCUCCUGAAAAGCACAAACCCGCUGGCACGACGCGUCACAGAGUUCUCAGCUGCUACGUUACCAAGCUCCGAGGGAGGGGAAGUGGCUUCUGGAAAUGGUAAAGCCAGCGAUCAGUGAGGUUGUGUCUGUCUGCAAACAAGAACACGACUGUGCUCCAUUCUUGGGGCAUCUGACUAGAAGGCCCCAAACACUGGCCCCAACUAUUGAUUGCCCAUUUGUACUGUCCAAUUCAGCCAAAGCACACUUUGGACAGAACAGUCAUUUCAAUGGUUGGAGCGUCACUGUCCCUGUCCGUGCCAACUUCCCCAUUCAUGAAGUGAACUCAUCUGGAGAAUGGAGGGUUGUUCUUGCUAUAUUGUCCAAGGCGGAGGCAAGUUUGAAUGUGGUGGUUCAACAAGGCGCUGGAGGAUCACUCAGACAAGGACACACUGGGACGAAGAUGGGAGCGACUUUCUGUUCUGCCAUCAAAGACAAGUCCCAGAAUCUGUAAAAGACCACAGAAAUACGCUGCAGAAGAUCCUCACCCAAGAAAUGACGGGAAUUACGACCAGUCAACCAGAUACAACCAGUAGCACUUCAACAUCAAGUUCUGUUUACCCUCCUGAUUCACGGGGAAACGUCUGCGAGUGCAGCCAAGGAAAUCUGUCUUUGGUAGAUUUGGUGACUCCGACAAUGUCGACUCUGACAACGUACAGGAAGUACUAUCCAUCACCUGGACGUACUGGGAUAAAAUCCUUUUGCCAAUCAUGAGAAUGUCACAGAACACAAAACUUGGAGCUUCACUAAACAUUCCACUGAGGCAUCCAGCGAGUGACAGUCCGGAACGCAAGCACUUGUCUUUAUUCUUUCUUCGUGGAUGCCAUUUACAGGAGACACUUUAAUGGUUAUUAGGUCCCUGGGGAUUUCUUUUGUUCUUCAUAGUCCAUGGGUGAGCUAUAUAUAUUUUUUUGUUAUGGAUGCCAUACACUCAUGGACUGAACUGUUUUUACCAUGUACAAUACACAUCUACAUCGCAGCAAGCUAAGAGAAAACAAACAAAAGAGUGAACAGCUUGUUCAUGGAGACACCGAAAACAUGUAAAGACACUAAAAGUGAUUGUGAGUGAAGACGAGUCGGACAGAUCUUUCCGCAUGAGUGCGUGCUUGUAAGUGUGUUCUCACAAGUCGCUAGAUGUAAUCCAGCCAGUGGAGUUUCUAAGCGGAGAGUAUGAAGCAGGCUGGUUAUCACAUAGGGUUUUUUAAUCCAUUCUGGUCCCUGGUGACGGGACCUGGGGGGGACUGUUAAAACAGACCAGAGGGGACCUGAGAGUGUGUCUGUGGUGUGUGUGUGUGUGUGUUUGUGGGGAGAGGGUGUUCAGGAUUAGUGUCAGAAGAGUUGCUUGCUCAUGCCAGUUUCUUUUUCAUCAACUUCCUGUCUGUCUGGGCUCUAACCUUGUGAUGGAUAUGUCUCCAAAAACCGACUGUAUUCUGCUACCAUAUCAUUCUUCAUUUUGGAGUGAAGUAUACUCAAGCUGUGACCCAUAUCUGGCACUCACUUGGGUCCAGGACAGAGAGGGUUUCGUCACCAGUGGCAGAUCCAGAUUUCAAUUAUUUUAUUGGGUAAAAGUUUCAGCGCAUACCAAGUGCUUCAUGAUACAUGGCGACAAUGUGGCCCAUUCAUCCUUCACAUCUAGAUUCUAGUUUCUAAUGGUGAUAUUCCAAGCCACUGAUCGAUUGGCAGGAGGUAAAUAUGCUGCAAAUAUUUUUUGAGACGGCUAUCAAAGUCUUGAUUUAAUGAAGAAAAAAUCCAGAAGCUUUUCCUCCUUAUCCAAGUGACAUGUCCUUUGCCAGAUUUCAUUGGAGGCUUCCAUUUCUCUUUAUGUGAGCCUUGUGCUAUCUUCACCCACUCUGCACCUUCUAGUGGUUGGCCGUAUCGCCUCCUCUCUUCACCUCCAUCCUGUCCUCUCUUUACACACCCUCCCCCAGUUUCUAUUAACCUUCCUCUGCCUUUUUUUUAGCCCCUGUCCUCAUCUCUGCAUUCAGUCUAUGCAUCCAUGCUCAGCCGACCAUGUGACACCGGAUGAAUGUCAAUGAAUGACUGUUAAAAGAUGCUGUUCUUGGUUUCCCAAAAACAUUCUUCUAUUUCCGAGCUCUUUGACUUUUUAUAUCUCACUUCCUGCGCCAUGAAUGGUGGGUUGAAUGACGGCUGUGCACAAAUAGAAGCAAGGUGUGAUUGUGAUUUUACAUUUUGGAUUUAAAACAAACACCCGGGAUUAUUUUGGGCUCGUCAGUGACACGGCACUUGCAUGGAUGAGGAGGUCCAAUCUCCGAGUGCUGCUGCGUCAGAGCGCACCCCAGUGGAUACUUCACACACAGUCGCUGGGGGGGUUUUCCAUCCGCCUGACUGGAAAAGAAAAGAUCUACAAGAUGAUCUCCAUCUAGACGUGAAGCGAUGCUUGUUUUAAAUAUUUAGUGAAUGAAAAAAAGCUACAGCUGUAAAACUGUGUUUGUUUGCCUUGUAUACUGAAGUUUUGGUGCAUCGUGGACGCACCACUGUGUUAUUGUUUUUAAUAUGUUUCUUUUUUUUUUUUUUCUUGGUCAUGCGAAAGCCAAACUUUAUUUUACUUUUUUUUUUUUUUGGAUUUUUUUUAAGAGCAA
This is a messenger RNA of Synchiropus splendidus (mandarinfish), 6860 nucleotides long. RefSeq names its product NHS-like 2 (gene nhsl2). Lineage: Eukaryota; Metazoa; Chordata; Actinopteri; Syngnathiformes; Callionymidae. Gene Ontology annotation, biological process: cell differentiation. The record is from RefSeq and is a predicted model, not a curated record. The transcript has 10 exons. The coding region runs from base 481 to 4341 and encodes 1286 amino acids.